CAGACGAUGGAUGUUUCAGUCGAACAGACGUACGAAACUCUCCCACCGAGCUUAUAUUGUGGAAUCUACUUUAAUAUUAACGGUGCUUUGAGUUAGUUUUUUUGUGCGUUUAUUUCUGCCAUUUUUCUGCGUCAGCAACGAACCAAAGUCACACGUACACGCUUCGUUGCAUCUCUGUAACAUCUUCAAAUGGAUGUAGUCCGAGGUCUCCCAAAUGAAACCGAAGCGGAUGAAGGCUCUUCUGUGAAGUCUUUUCCAGGAUACCUGAUGCAGCUCUCAUAUUAAAUUACAUUUCACACUGAUGCAGGCCGAAGACGUAAUUGGAAAGUAUUUUUCAGUACUUAAUUGAAUUCAUUUUCAAGCGAGGACAAACAUCUGUCUUUGUAAACACCGAAGGCAUGGAACAGGUAGAGGAGACUAGGUCAAGUGAAUACUCUGGGUCCAGAGCAGCUAAUGACAAGACACCUCUUAUUAGAGGUAAAUCCACUCAAAGCAUAAAUGGAGCAGCAUCGGAUGGAACAUCAGGCCGUAUGACCAACACAGAGGGCUAUGAAGAACUUUUCAAAGACAGUGCUCCCUGUCCCACUUGUCGAGGUUUGGGAAGAGUAUCCAAAGCGCAAGAAGGGGAGUUGGUGGCACUGAUCCCCAUGAAAGACAAGCGCCUUAAACCAAGAAGAACAGUUCUGUAUGUUGCUGUGGCCACUUUUAUCUGUGUUGUGAUCGCCGGAUUGUGCAUGUUUUUCCUUUUUCCUCGGGAUGUUGUGGUCACCAGUGAUCAUCCUCCGUUCCUGGAGCCCAUAUUUGUUAAUCUUAAUCUUUCUGCUUAUUAUGUCAAUUUUACAGUCAGGAAUUUCUACUACUUUAGCAACAACAACUUCUACAAUGUUAAGAUCACAGGGGCACAGGUGGUAUCUUUUUAUGACCAAAAGGUCAUGUCAAUAUCCUUGAAUAAAACUGAAGUCAACAUACCAAUGCGGUCCACAAUCACCUACGGCAUCGAAAUGAACUUUUUCCUCUCCAGCACAAAUGACUGGGGUUUCUUAGUGAAAUUUUGUGAAGACCCCAGAUCUUGGGUUCACAAUCUUCCUCUUACACUUGAGUUGACAGCCAAUUACACAUAUCUGGGUCACGUGGAGCAGGCCACCCUGAUGACAUACCAGUCUGUUUCCUGUUACAACAACUCUGCGCCUGUGUAGUACCUGGCUAACACCUUGUGUCUGGUUGGCUCUUGCAGGAUUUAAAACUGUGAUAAAAUGAUCUGAUGUGGUAGAUGGUAGAGUUUUUAUUUUUAAAAGAUUGAGGUCUUGAAUUAAAAAUACGUGUUGUUUUGCUGCCUUCAGUUUGUGUGCUUUCAUGUUAAUUUUUAAUUAUAUUUGUUAUUAAGUAAGAGGUCGUCAAAAAGAGGUUGAGUUGGAUGCAGAUAUGGCAUGUUGCAAGGGAGAUAAGAGGAGCUCUUCAUUGACAGAUAGCUGUACUUUCCCUUUAAUUCAGAUUGCGAUAGGACGACCAUAUGUGUAAUUAUGUUUAAUUCUGCUGCUGAUAUGUGUAUGUGAACAUGAUAUACUGAAGCCAGAUACAGCAUUCUUUUCAAGGCUUACAUUGAUGUGUGAAUUAUAGAAUCAGGAACUCAGAAGCGUUUCUGGUAAUAUUAGACAAUGGAAUGCAGGUGGUUAUUCUAAAGCGACUGACGAGAAACGUGGGGGCAUUAUAACGUGAUUAUAUUGUUUUGAUUGUUUUGGUUUCUUACUUUUUAGGAUAGAAAUGAUUUUGUUGUUUUUGUCAGCUUAUGCACUUGUAUAUUUGUUUGUAUAACCAGGUUACUCGAUCAAAGAGGUGUGUUCAUGUGCUCUUAAUAAGGGGAACAUGAGAACAACAGUGGGAUUAUAUCUAUUGCAGUGAUUGUUUGCUCAUUGCCUGCUGCUCUGAUUUUAUGACCAUUUCUUUGGUAACCUUUGUACUGUCUUCAGUAUUUAUACAAAAAUUCAAGCAUGUACAUCUCGUCCCAAUUUCAGAAGUUUCUACGCCAUUUUAUGAAAUUUGGAUAUCUUAGCAGGAGUAUUCCCUGGUCUGGUUGCCUGGCUGUAGACCAUUCAUUAGCUUACUUUUCUCAUGCUUGACUUCCUAACAACUAAUAGUCAGUGACAAAUGAUGUUUUUAUACAGUCUGUUUCUGAUCAGCUGAAACUGGUGUUGCCAUUAUUUUUUGUAACUGCUGGAAAGGCUUCUGUGCUACUACUCUCUGAUUACUCAGAAAGACAUCCAAUGGAGUGAAGCCUAUCUUCUCUUCAAGACCCUAUCCCCACUUGGCUGAACAUGAAAAUGUGGGCUUGUGUCUAUGUCUGUCCAUACUCUACUAUACUUCUGUCAUUUAAUUAUUAAAAAAAUAAAACUAAGGUUAUACAUCUUGCAAUAUUAAAUGUAGCAUUGCCCAAUCUGCUUUAAAAACUGUCUGUUGGGUUUGAGGGAAAGGGGUAAGGGGUGAAGAGGUUCAAGAGAGUCUGAGCUGUCUGCCUUUGGAUGUGUGUAAGGUGAUGUGUGUGUAAGGACAUCACCAUCCUUAUGUAUGUGUGUUCCACUAGCUUGCUUUGUUUCUUUCCAGACUUAAUUUUUUUUUUCAGAACUGUUCUUAUUAACUAUUAUUUCCUAAAUCGUAUAUUACUAUUUGUUACUGCGGUUAUCUCUGUUAGUACUUUGAUGACAAGCUAUUAUGUGCAUUAUUAGCACAGAAGUAUUAUAAAAGAUAUUGUUUUAUAUAUUUUAUACUCAUAAAAUUUAAUAAUUGUGAAUGAACGAGUGUGUCUGUGAGUUUAAGUGCUUUAGUUUGUGUUUGCGCUAUUUGAUGAUUAGAACAAGACUGUAUCCUGUAUAGUUAUGCUCAUGAACCACAUAAUUAUGUUUUGAUUAUCAAAAGACACUAUGUACAAUCUUGUCAUAAGAUUAUAGUGGAGCUAAAAAAAUUCAGAUUGUAGUCAUCAUAAUGAAAAACACACCCCAUUUGAAAUACUCUAUAAUUUUUGUAUAACAAUAAAAGUGCCUACUAGUGUAUUUUUUAGAGUGAAUACCUGUCAUUAAGUGAUGCAUAACUAACAAUCUGUGCAUCCUUUUUUCAUAAAGGUUCACACAGUAACUUCACAGCCCAAAAUUCUCUUUUUUUUGUACUCUUCUUUCUGGAAAACAUCGUCUUUGAUAAUAAAAGUCCCAAAAAGUUUGCAUUUGUUUUAAGUGGUGUACCAGCAAAAAAGCUGAAAUUUGUAGUGUAUGACAGUAAAGUAUUUUGCAACAA
Pomacea canaliculata is the source of this 3282-nucleotide messenger RNA. RefSeq names its product transmembrane protein 106B-like. The transcript is spliced from 7 exons. NCBI's taxonomy places the organism in Eukaryota, Metazoa, Mollusca, Gastropoda, Architaenioglossa, Ampullariidae. The coding region runs from base 399 to 1196 and encodes 265 amino acids. The record is from RefSeq and is a predicted model, not a curated record.